CCUCUCGUUGGUCACUUGCCCUUGAUGGCUAAGUACGGCCCCGACGUUUUCUCCCUCCUCGCCAAGCACUAUGGCCCUAUCUUCAGAUUUCAGAUGGGGAGGCAGCCGCUGAUAAUAGUGGCAGAUGCAGAGUUAUGCAGAGAAGUGGGAGUAAAGAAGUUCAAAGACAUUCCAAACAGGAGCAUUCCUUCUCCAAUCUCAGCUUCUCCGCUCCAUCAGAAGGGUCUCUUCUUCACCAGGGACAAGAGAUGGACCACGAUGAGGAACGCGAUCCAGUCGCUCUACCAGCCAUCCCAUUUGGCCAGUCUCGUGCCCAUGAUGCACAGGUUCAUCAGCUCUGCAACCAAGAAUCUUGAUUCGGAUUCAGGAGAUGUGGUUUUCUCCAAUCUCUCCCUCAAACUCGCCACAGAUAUCAUCGGGCAAGCGGCUUUUGGCGUUAACUUCGGUCUCUCAGAGGGAAAACCCGUCAAAGAUUCAUCAGAUGGCGGCGACGAUGAGGUUACAGAUUUCAUAAACCAGCACGUGUACUCCACGACACAGCUCAAGAUGGAUCUGUCUGGAUCGUUUUCUAUAGUGUUGGGGUUACUGGUACCGAUUCUUCAGGAGCCUUUCAGACAGAUUCUGAAGAGGAUUCCAGGAACAAUGGACUGGCGAGUCGAGAGAACUAACAGGAGAUUGAGUGGAAGACUCGAUGAGAUCGUUGCCAAAAGGGCGAAAGAGAAAGAGAGAGAUUCAAAGGACGUUUUGUCUCUGAUACUGAAAGCGAGAGAAUCCAAGACAGUUGCCAAGAAUGUCUUCACGCCAGAUUAUAUCAGCGGAGUGACAUAUGAGCAUCUUCUUGCCGGUUCUUCAACGACAGCUUUCACCUUGUCUUCGGUUUUGUACUUAGUUUCAGGUCAUCAAGAGGUGGAGAAACGUCUGGUUCAGGAGAUCGAUGGGUUUGGGCCCCGGGAUCAGAUCCCGACCGCCUAUGACUUGCAACACAAGUUUCCCUAUCUCGAUCAGGUGGCGGAUCCAUUUCAACCCGAGAAUUUCGGCUUUCUCAGAUUGUUGAUGGGUGUUUUUCUAUGCUUUCAGGUCAUCAAGGAGGCUAUGAGAUUCUACAUGGUCUCUCCCUUGGUUGCUAGGGAAACCUCAAAAGAGGUGGAGAUUGGAGGUUACUUGCUACCCAAGGGAACAUGGGUAUGGUUAGCGCUUGGUGUUCUUGCAAAAGACCUUAUGAACUUUCCGGAACCAGAGAAGUUCCGGCCGGAGAGAUUCGAUCCGAACGCGGAAGAGGAGAAACGACGACAUCCUUAUGCCUUCAUCCCCUUCGGUCUCGGCCCGAGGGCCUGCAUCGGCCAGAGAUUUGCCCUGCAAGAGAUCAAACUCGCGUUGGUGCAUUUGUACAGGAACUAUGUUUUCAGACAUUCUCCGGAUAUGGAGAAGCCUCUGCAGCUUGACUAUGGUGUGAUCCUCAGUUUCAAGAACGACGUCAAGCUUAGAGCAGUAAAGAGAUUUUGAUUCUUGUAACAUAUGCUAAAUUCUCCGAUGAUGUACACUGAGUUUAAGGCUGCGGCUAAAGAAGAUGAAAUAAGAGCAAAACUAUAUA
This is a messenger RNA of Tarenaya hassleriana, 1591 nucleotides long. Its product is annotated as cytochrome P450 711A1. The coding region runs from base 25 to 1503 and encodes 492 amino acids. The transcript has 4 exons. Lineage: Eukaryota; Viridiplantae; Streptophyta; Magnoliopsida; Brassicales; Cleomaceae. The record is from RefSeq and is a predicted model, not a curated record. Gene Ontology annotation, molecular function: heme binding; iron ion binding; oxidoreductase activity, acting on paired donors, with incorporation or reduction of molecular oxygen.